AUCCUACUUAAUAUUCCAACUUUGUUAUGAACAUGCUAGAAAGCCCUCUGCCAGAACAAAGAAGUAUUUGAGAGAGAUCAUCUGUUAGUCCAUCAUGUGCGCAGCAAGGUGGUACUCGGCAGCUUUCAGCUGUCUGGAUUUCGAGUUCUCUAUGCCGUCAUUAGGAAUAUUCCGGCGGUCGUGGGCCGAAAUAUUCAACCUGUCGUACUUCACUUCUGGGUGGAGUUUGAACUUGCAGAGCUUCGGGGGGUUCGGCUUCUCAAUACUCGAUGAUGUGCUGUGGACGUUGAUAACUGUGGUGGAGUCUUUGGCCUUGGCUUGUAUGCUUUGCUUCUUCUUUCUCUUCUGUGGUUGUACCCUUUGAUUAAUCCAUGUUAAUUUCUUGAUUAGUUCUUAUUUAUAUAUAUGCAGAUAUUUAGGUUGUGAAUAUGUUAGUAAAAUUUGUUGAAUUUGCAGAGAGAUGUUGGGUUCGUUGGCGAAAUUAAGUUGAUUAAUCAAUACAAUUUUGCGACAUUUGAUUGAGAUAAGUUGAUUCUGGAAUUUGAUUUAUGUUAGGAGUGCAUUUGUUUGGAAUUGAUUUUACAUUUCUUUGUCCUUCAAAUUUUAUGGUGUAAAUUCUUAAUUCAUUGCUAAUAUAAACUUCCUGUAAACUUGUUAGGGUUAGCUCAAGCGAUUAGGGAGGGUGAGAUAAUGUGUUAGGAAUGUGAUAAGUUAGGUUUGGUACUUGUAUUAUAUUCAUAUGUAACGUAUCACAUACUGUUGCAAGUGAAUCUCACAUCAGAUAAAGAAGGGGCAUUGCAUCUUGCAUGCUUAUAAGGCGUUGGUUUUAUGGUGGAACUUCAAUUUUUUUCAUUGUAUCAAAGUAGGUUGUCCUAUGGGUCAAGCUCAAUGGUCACAUGUGCUUCGCAUCAUCCGAUUUGUGUUGUCCACAUAAUAAACUUGAAAAUUGGACGCAUGUGAGGGGACGUGUUGAGAGUAAAUUAUUUCCCGGCCUUGCUUGUACUUAUAAGGAGUUGGGCUACUCCCUAUUGCCAAUUGAUUUUAUGGUGGAAACUCAAUUUCUUAACGUA
Molecule: messenger RNA, 1070 nt
Organism: Pyrus x bretschneideri (Chinese white pear)
Lineage: Eukaryota; Viridiplantae; Streptophyta; Magnoliopsida; Rosales; Rosaceae
Exons: 1
Coding region: 95-364 (89 amino acids)
Source: RefSeq, a predicted model, not a curated record